AUGAAGCUUCCGCUCACCCUGCUCGCUAUCGUCUCCUUGAGCGCCUCCACGCUCGUCCCCGUCGCCGAGGUCGAAACCGAUACGGGCCCCAACGUCGCCCACCUUGCCAAACGCAACUGGCCCAAGUUCGUGGAGCACCUCCGCGGUAUGUUCUCUAGACCCUGCCACCCGUCCUUGAGCCACCUGGCGAGCAUUCAUCUCGAUCAGUCUCCCUCAGACUGCGCUGUAUAUCUAAACAUGCCAUCCCAGCGCAAAGCCAUACAUGCCCUGGAUGCCCCAAAGCCCAAUGGCAAUUACUCCCACGUUGUCCGCGAAGGCAACACACUGCACAUUGCAGGCUGGAUGGGCGAUGAUCCCACGACAGGCACCAUUGUCGAAGGAGGCAUAGAAGGGCAAACAGUCCAAGCAAUCAAAAACAUCCAAACAUGUCUCGAAGCUGCAGGAAGUAGUCUGGAUAAAGUGGUCCGGAGGAGGAUAUAUAUCAUGGAUAUGAAGGAGUUUCGAAAGGUGGAUAAGAUUUGGGGGGAGUGGUUUGCGGAGCCGUGGCCGGUUAGUACAUGCGUGCAGAUAAGUGGGCUGGCGAAAGAGGGUGCACUGGUGGAGUUGGAGGUUGUUGCUGAGGUAUAA
This is a messenger RNA of Didymosphaeria variabile, 627 nucleotides long. RefSeq lists its product as uncharacterized. Gene Ontology annotation, cellular component: cytosol; mitochondrion. NCBI's taxonomy places the organism in Eukaryota, Fungi, Ascomycota, Dothideomycetes, Pleosporales, Didymosphaeriaceae. The record is from RefSeq and is a predicted model, not a curated record. Gene Ontology annotation, molecular function: deaminase activity. The coding region runs from base 1 to 627 and encodes 208 amino acids. The transcript has 4 exons.